AUCGGACCAUACCCCAUAAUCAGCGACAACAGUUGUGUCAGCCUCUCCAAUUCCAAAACAAAGCGCCGCUGCGCUGUAAAAUCGUUUAGCAUGGACUGCAUAAGCCAGAACUCCGUCAUACAGCGCGCCUUGCUUGCUCUAUAUGAGCACCCCGUUGCCUACAGCGUUAUCACAGCCGUCUUCAUUUCUGUAUUGUGUCGAAAGCUACUUUACAAACCCAGAAACUAUGCGUUGUUUCCAGUCUGGGCAACAAUUGAAGUCGCCAUCGCAAGUUAUCUUCUCCGUGGAGAUGGCAUCGGUCGACGCGUUUUCUCGGUAAUCCGACGAUAUGGAGGCUCUCUUUUCGGAAUCACCUCCACUCACCAGAUCCUUGUUGACUUCCCCGGGUUGGACCGCUUCAUGGCGCGGUCCCUCCACACGCUCAACGCCGAGCCGGUCCAGUAUACAAUCUUCACAAGGACUUUCGGCGGCGUAGACUCACCGGAGCUCAAAAGGAAGCUCAAGAAUUCAUGGAAAGAUCUUCUUGCGCCUAUUGAGCGGCUUUUUCUCAAUGAUGCCUCAGCCGCAGCUGCCUUAGACCGCGCCUGCGUCUUACAGCAAGCCGCAUCAUUUGUUAGUUUCUCCUCCUCUCCCGCUCAGAUGAAACGCUGGGAGCUCUCUGCCGGUAUCCGAGUUAUUCCGCCAGCGGAAUCCGGCAGUCCACACAAGGUUGAAGCCAACCUCCAGAGCUUGACACGGGAUUUUGGCGCCUGCAUGGCGAUUCCCCUGUUGUAUGGCCGCCAUUUCCUCGAUGGGAACCCAACCUUACUUGACGAUUUCUGGAAAUUUGACAAUGAGUUGUUUCCAUUGUUAAUGAUUGGUGUUCCCGAGUGGACUCCAUUGAGGAUCGUCAAAGACGGCUGCGCGGCUAGGGCACGGAUUUUACGUGAGUUGGAAGCCCUAUACCGUCGGAUCGACCAGUCCCAGUGUGGCGAGCCCGUGGAGUCAGGAAUCGACAUGUCUGACGUGAGCGGUGCUCUGUUUGAGCGAAGUCGGAUCUACAAACGCGAGGGAUGGUCCUUUCCCGAGCGCGCAGCAGGCGACUUUGCAAUCUUCUGGGGCCAAAAUGCAAAUACACACCCUUUGCUUUUCUGGUUCUUAGCCUACAUCUAUUCAACUCCUGGUCUGCUAGAUACACUUCGAGCGGAAAUAGCGCCCUAUACGUGCUUCGCCUCUUCUCAGGCCAAGGUUCCAGAAAUAACUUCGAUCGACUUCCCAGGUUUAUCAGCAAAUUGUCAACUCCUCAAGGCUUGCCUAUACGAGACAUACCGGUUGGUCAACGAACCAAUAUCAAUCCGCUACGUUGAACGACCGGUCACCCUCACAGAUGGCAGCCUCCAACAUACUUUAAAGACGGGAACCUGGGUCUCAGCCGCGCACUCACUCACACAGCAUAACGCUUCAAUUUUCGAUAACCCUGCCGAGUUCCGCCCGGAGAGAUUUCUCGAGACUGACCAAGUGUCGGGGAAACGAGUUGCGCGGUACGGCCGGCUGAGACCGUGGGGUGCUGGGGCGGCAAUGUGCAAGGGACGCACAUUUGCAGAAAAAGAGCUCACCUCGGCCGCUGCGUCAAUUGUGUCUCUGUGGGAUAUUGAGCCCGCCUAUGGGCAGGUCUGGAAGCUGCCCGGCAUGGUUCCCGGGACGGGGGUGAAGAGGCCUGUAAGAGAUAUCCGAGUGCUGAUUUCACGGCGACAGUCUAUAGUUGUUAAAGGAAACGACAUGUCUCCGAGCAAGGGUGAAAACCACGGGAAGCCCCUGGGAGUAUAG
Molecule: messenger RNA, 1806 nt
Organism: Aspergillus nidulans FGSC A4
Lineage: Eukaryota; Fungi; Ascomycota; Eurotiomycetes; Eurotiales; Aspergillaceae
Product: protein CYP550B2
Exons: 2
Coding region: 91-1806 (571 amino acids)
Cellular component (GO): endoplasmic reticulum membrane
Molecular function (GO): oxidoreductase activity, acting on paired donors, with incorporation or reduction of molecular oxygen; monooxygenase activity; heme binding
Source: RefSeq, a predicted model, not a curated record